Molecule: messenger RNA, 1316 nt
Organism: Laetiporus sulphureus 93-53
Lineage: Eukaryota; Fungi; Basidiomycota; Agaricomycetes; Polyporales; Laetiporaceae
Exons: 21
Coding region: 285-1316 (343 amino acids)
Source: RefSeq, a predicted model, not a curated record
UUACAUUCUUGGAGCCACAUCUGCUGACUUUUACCCUGCCACUACCCAUCAACAUCAUGAUGUAUAGCCUCGGAACUCCCGCAGAAGACCUGUUCAGUCUGCCUAAGUUGAUUUCCCCGAGAUGUCCGUCACGUGUGUGCUGGCAAUAUUUCUUACCCCUUGAUACGAGCAUAUUUGAUGUUGCUACAAGUAGCUGUGCUCGUCCAGACUCCAGCCGCCCCUUGUCCUCUUCUCGGCUCCCAUCUACUGCCUUUGACCUCUAAGCUAGUCUUCGCACCAUCGACAUGAGCGAAACCGCCGCCGCUCCCGACGUGUCUGAGCUCAAUGCGACCUUCGGCGUGCUCUUGAUUGGCUUCAUCUUCGCAGUCACUCUCUAUGGGCUCACCUUCUUUCAGACGUAUAUUUACUACUCUCGCUUCCCGUCUGACCCGACAUUCUCGAAGUAUACUAUUGGUCUUCUAUGGGCGGUUGACACGGCGACGACAACUCUCUUGUCGCAUACAUUGUACUACUAUCUGAUAACGAGUUUCAUGGCUCCCUUCGAUGAGCUUGACAUCACCAAGACGUUUGUGUCGGAGAACGCGCUCGCAGCGUUCGGAAUCUUCCUUGUCCAAGUUUUCUAUGCAUAUCGUAUCUACAUCGUGAAUGGCAAAAAUCCUGCUCUACCCGGUGUGAUUUCUCUGUUAGCGGUCGUCAAUCUUGUGCUUGGUAUCGCAUCUGCGGCAAAGAUUUCGCAGCAGCCGUUCUUCUACAAUUUCGUUGACCACGUUGUCGAGGUCCUCACUGGCGUCCAGUACGGUCUCAGCACGCUGUGCGACAUCAUCAUUGUUGGCGCGUUGCUAUACUACGUGACGCCUGCACGCUACCCGGGCAUGAAGUCGAUUGAGGGCUGGUAUGAGUAUAUCGCCGUGUUCUUUAUCAACCGCGGCACAUGCUUCACGCUGUUGCAACUCGUGUCCCUGAUCCUCUUCGUCUCGAUCCCCUCGCAACAAGUCUGGAUUCUAUUCCACUUCGUCACUAGCAAGACGUACAUCAACAGCUUGCUGCUCAUGCUCAACUUCCGCAACGUGCACCACGGCCGCGGCAUUGAAGAGGAACAGAGCAUGAACCAGCGUGACGUCAAGAGCAGCGGUGUUCUCUCUGGCAGCGGCAGCCGCAACCAGAGGAUCGACACUUCUCGCAGUGUGCAGUUCGGUGUUGUCGACACUGAAAGCAAGGCUGCCGCUAUGACCAUUGGCCUGGACACUAUCCAAUCCGGCACUGGUCUGGAGGAUGAUGAGGCAAGUGGACAGCUGUAUUCUCGCCGUUCUGCUUGA